GCUGGUAGGCUUUCAGUUGGUUACAUCAGCUGUGCUGGGAAGUCUGGUGCCGGUUGUUGGUGAUUGAGAUUCAGUGAACCGGCAUGAAGCUGUUCGUGAGUGAGGGGAACCCGCACGGGGUGAAGGUGCUGGCUGCCGCCGGUCUUUGGGCCGCACAGGUGGAGAUCCAGAGACUGCAGCAGGAGGAAAAAGUCGUUCCUUUCUUGUCACAGCCCAAACUGCCAGCACUAGAGCUCGAUGAUGGGAAUUUUCUUUUUACUUCAAAUGCAAUCUGUAGGUGUUUUUCCUUGUCUGCUGAGAAAGAGCCGAGUGACCUCAUUAAUCAGUGGCUAGAGUGGGAAGCUACAGAGCUGCAGCCAUCUAUCUCUGCUGCUUUGUAUGCUCAUGUGGUGCAGGGGAAGAAGAAAGAAGAGGUACUACAAACAGUUAAUAAGUCUCUUAUCUACAUUGCUCAAAAGCUUACAAAGAAAGCAUACCUUGCUGGUGAUGCACUGUCAGUUGCUGAUAUUGUGGUUUGGGGAGCCAUAUACCCUCUCAUUGUAGAUGGAGCAAGCCUGCCAGAGGAGCUCUCAUCUUUAAAGAGCUGGUUUAAAAAUGUAACCGAAUUAGACCAAUGUCUAAAAGCUGCUGAAUCGCUUCUGAAAGGCCAGGGUCCCUCUGUGUUUAAAGCAUUUCUCCAAAAGCUUCCCGCACCUGUACUGGUGUCUGAGAAAUCUCUCUCCAAUGAGCAGGAGGGUGAAGAUACACCUGCCCGAUUGCUGUCUGAGGAGGAUAUUGCUGCAGCUGCUGAAGCUUGGAAGAAAGGUCUAGCUGAAGCUCCAAAGCCAAAACCGCAGCAGCACCCAAUCCUGCCCAUAGAAGGCGAGAAAAACUUACUGAUUACCAGUGCAUUACCCUAUGUGAAUAAUGUCCCUCACUUGGGGAACAUCAUUGGCUCUGUGCUCAGUGCUGAUGUCUUUGCCAGGUACUGUCGACUAAGAAACUGGAACACUCUGUAUGUGUGUGGGACAGAUGAAUAUGGCACAGCCACUGAAACCAAAGCAAUGGAGGAAGGGCUGACCCCACAGCAGAUCUGUGACAAGUACAAUGCUGUCCACACUGCAAUAUACAAAUGGUUCAACAUCUCCUUUGACUAUUUUGGCAGAACAACAACAUCACACCAGACGAAAAUCGCUCAGGAAAUCUUCCAUCGACUACUGGAAAGAGGCUUCUUGUUGAAAGACACUGUGGAGCAGCUGCGAUGCGAGACCUGUCAGAGGUUCUUAGCGGAUCGUUUUGUGGAAGGAACAUGCCCUUUGUGUAACUAUGAGGAGGCCAGAGGGGACCAGUGUGACAAGUGUGGAAAACUUAUCAAUGCUGUAGAGUUAAAGAGGCCUCAGUGCAAAGUGUGUAAGCAGUCUCCUGUAAUUAAAUCAACAGAGCAUCUUUUCUUAGACCUGCCUAAGUUAGAAGAACGUCUGGAGAAAUGGUUAGAUCAGUCCCUUGCAACUGGAGAUUGGACUGCCAACGCCCGUUACAUAACCCGUUCCUGGCUCCGUGAUGGCUUAAAGCCACGCUGUAUUACUAGGGAUCUGAAGUGGGGAACACCCGUUCCAUUGGAUGGCUUCAGGGACAAGGUUUUCUAUGUUUGGUUUGAUGCCCCAAUAGGCUAUAUUUCAAUUACAGCCAAUUAUACAGAUGAGUGGGAGAAGUGGUGGAAAAAUCCUGAGCAGGUCCAACUCUACAACUUCAUGGCAAAGGACAAUGUCCCUUUCCACAGUGUCAUUUUUCCAUCAUGCCUCCUGGGAGUCGAGGACAACUAUACAGUGGUCAACCAUCUUGUAGCCACAGAAUAUUUGAACUAUGAAGAUGGUAAGUUCUCCAAGAGUCGAGGAGUGGGUGUGUUUGGUGACAUGGCUCAGGACACUGGUAUCCCAGCUGACAUUUGGAGAUUCUAUCUGUUGUAUGUGAGACCUGAGGGACAGGACAGUGCAUUCAGCUGGAGUGAUCUGAUGCUAAAGAAUAACUCUGAGUUACUGAACAACCUGGGAAACUUUGUUAACAGGGCAGGCAUGUUUGUGCAAAAAUUCUUCAAUGGCCAAGUUCCAGAGAUUGAGUUACUUCCAGAGGACAAGAAACUCUUGGCUCAGGUCACGGCAGAGCUACAGCAGUACAACCAGCUGCUGGAAAAAGUUCGGAUCCGUGAUGCCCUGAGGGCUAUUUUGAACAUUUCUCGUCAUGGGAACCAGUAUAUACAAGUGAAUGAGCCAUGGAAAUGUAUUAAAGGGACACAGCAAGAACAGAAACGUGCAGGAACAGUAACAGGAUUGGCUGUAAACAUGGCUGCUUUGCUUUCAAACAUGCUACAGCCAUACAUGCCAACAAUCAGCUCCGUCAUUCGAGAGCAAUUACUUAUGCCAGAGGAAGCUAAUGUAUUGACCAGUGACUUCCGCUGCAUACUACAAAGUGGACAUCGCAUUGGGAAUGUGAGUCCACUGUUCCAAAAACUAGAGACUGACCAGAUUGAGUCCUUGAGGAAACGCUUUGGAGGUGGCCAGCUGGAUGCUGACAGUAAAGAGACGCAGGUAAAAGCACCAGCACCCACUCCAGAACCUGCCAAAGAAACGCCAAAGGUUGGUGACCCCCAGAGAAUACAAGAGCUAACUCAGGCUGUGGAGAAACAGGGUUAUCAUGUACGCGAGUUAAAGAGUAAGGCUGCAGAGAAGUCACUGAUUGACAGUGAGGUGCAAAAGCUGCUGAAGCUGAAAAAAGACUUGGCAUUGGCUGAAGGGAAGUCACCUGAUCCACCUGCGCAGAAGGGGAAGAAAAAGAAAUGAUUUCUUUGCACUACAAAC
This is a messenger RNA of Nanorana parkeri, 2834 nucleotides long. RefSeq names its product methionyl-tRNA synthetase (gene MARS1). The record is from RefSeq and is a predicted model, not a curated record. NCBI's taxonomy places the organism in Eukaryota, Metazoa, Chordata, Amphibia, Anura, Dicroglossidae. Gene Ontology annotation, molecular function: ATP binding; methionine-tRNA ligase activity. Gene Ontology annotation, biological process: methionyl-tRNA aminoacylation. Bases 84 to 2816 code for a protein of 910 amino acids. The transcript has 22 exons. Gene Ontology annotation, cellular component: cytosol; aminoacyl-tRNA synthetase multienzyme complex.